AUGAUUGUAUUCCUAUUUUUAUUUGCCUUUCUUGGGCUGGCAAUCGGAGCUCCGGAGAGCGAUGAAAAGUUUUGGACGUUGGACGAAGCCUUAGUAGACGUGUAAGACAAUGGUGUGACAAUUUUGUUAAAAAUUUCAGCGCCCCAGAGCACUUCGAGGGUGUCAAACAGUACUUCCAAUGCAUCAAGGACAAUAUUACGAUAGACGAGAAAUAUCUCGGAAACGCCAUCCGUAGUAACCUGGAAUAUGACAAGGGAAUCUUCGCUUUUAUGUUAGGUCUCUACGACAGAGACACUUCAUGCUUUCGUGAAUCCGAUGACAAAUAUAUUAGGGCUUGGGGGAAUGUGAUGGAUGCAAUGGCCCGAGCGAGACACGAGCUCAGAGUUCUAAACUUAGAAUAUCCGUACCUGAAAGGAUUCGACAUCAGCACAUAUGUCGAUCUGCUGAACCGGACCAGGUGAGCCAGUCUUUCCCUACUUUACACAUCUCUAUGUAAUGUUUCAGCCGUAUCAACCAAUUUGAUCCGUGGUUCAUGUUGUGCUCCGUGUAUGGCCAACGCCCCAUGCGACCAUUCGCCCUCUUCCACAGACUCGCGGUUGCUUUGGGAAUCAUCACGGAAGAGUUGGUCCCAGGAUCGUAAGACGUUUCCUUCCCAUACAGAUAAAGUUAAGGAAGAGAGUAAAAAAAAGUUGAUUUUCAGCGGUAUACGGGCUUCCCAUAGGGAAUUGCCGCAAAAGCUCCAAGAAUACUUGAACCCGGGCCUGUUUGACGGAAGCUACAUAUUCGCCGACCAGGUCAUUGUUGGGUGCAUUGACGACAGUGAUUCGUGGGCUUCAAUGAAAAUCACAACAAUGAAAUACUUAUCACAAUUAUAA
Messenger RNA from Bursaphelenchus xylophilus (pine wood nematode), 875 nucleotides. The record is from the annotation of a GenBank genome assembly. Lineage: Eukaryota; Metazoa; Nematoda; Chromadorea; Rhabditida; Aphelenchoididae.